This is a messenger RNA of Colletotrichum spaethianum, 7179 nucleotides long. Its product is annotated as cell wall alpha-1,3-glucan synthase ags1. The record is from RefSeq and is a predicted model, not a curated record. The coding region runs from base 1 to 7179 and encodes 2392 amino acids. Gene Ontology annotation, biological process: fungal-type cell wall (1->3)-alpha-glucan biosynthetic process. Gene Ontology annotation, molecular function: alpha-1,3-glucan synthase activity. The transcript is spliced from 8 exons. Gene Ontology annotation, cellular component: fungal-type cell wall. NCBI's taxonomy places the organism in Eukaryota, Fungi, Ascomycota, Sordariomycetes, Glomerellales, Glomerellaceae.
AUGUGGUUCGGGCAACUGAAGGCGCUUCUGCUACUGGGCUUCCUGUCCCAUAAUGUUAAUGGCCUCAAGUACGACGAGCAAUAUGUCGACUACAACCUCAACACAAACAAGGAUGCGACAGAUCCUAUAUUUUACAAUGGAACAUGGGAGAAUCACGAGCACUUCCCAUCGCCCAAGAACUGGCGGUUCCCGUUCUACACGAUUAUGCUCGACAGAUUUGUAAAUGGCAACCCGGCCAACGACAACGCCAACGGAACCGUACUCGAGCAGGAUAUCACGGGCACACAGCUGCGAUGGGGCGGUGACAUCGCCGGUCUCGUCGACACGUUGGAUUACCUGCAGGGCAUGGGCAUCAAGGGAAUCUACUUUGGAGGAUCGAUGCUCAUCAACGCGCCAUGGAACUACGACUCUUACUCGCCUUUGGACCACACGCUGUUGGAUAUGCACUUUGGCAACAUUACGGAAUGGAGAGCAGCCAUCGAGGAGAUUCACAGGCGCGACAUGUACAUCCUCUUCGACAACACGAUGGCCACCUUGGGUGACUUGAUCGGCUACAAGGACUACCUCAACACCUCGGCGCCGUUCGAGCCUCAUGAGAUGGAGGUCGUCUACAAGUCUGACAGGCACUAUCUCGACUGGACGUUCCCGACCAAGUACAACGAGACUUGCGAACAUUUCCCCCGUCUCUACCUCGAAGAGGGUCGGGAAGUUCCUCAGGAUGUUUACGACAUGUUCGGAGGCUGCUAUGAUGGUGACUUUGACCAGUUUGGUGACACUGAGGCUUUCGGCGUCUACCCCGAUUACCGACGUCAGUUGACAAAGUUCGCCUCCGUCCAAGACAGACUGAGAGAAUGGGUCCCCGCUGUUAACCAGAAGCUUGCGCACUUCUCUUGCAUGAUGAUCCGGUCGCUGGAUAUCGACGGUUUCCGAUUCGAUAAGGCGCUACAGGUCACGGUCGACGCUCAGGGUGACUUCUCCAAGAAGAUCCGCGAGUGCGCUCGCGACGUGGGCAAGGACAACUUCUUUCUGCCAGGUGAGAUCACAGGUGGUAACACCAUGGGCACCAUCUACAUCGGCCGCGGACGCCUCCCCGAGCAGUGGUUCAAGGACAUCAACACCGCCUUCAACACCACGAACGCGAGCUCCCAGGGCCAGGAUAUCUUUAUCCGCAACGAGGGUCACCAGGCCUUGGAUUCCGCCGCUUUCCACUACUCCUUCUACCGUUUCCUGGUCAUCUUCUUGGGUAUGGACGGUACGGGUGUGGCUGGUUACGAUGUGCCCAGUAACUUUGUCGAGGCGUGGAACGAGGUCCUGCGGUCCAACGACAUGAUCAACGCCAACACCGGCGAGGUCGACCCCCGCCACAUGUUCGGAGCCAUGAACCAGGACACCUUCCGCUGGCCCGCCAUCGAAGUCGGCCACGAGCGCAGUCUGAUGGGCCUGUUCAUCACCACUCUUCACUUGCCCGGCAUUCCCAUGCUCACGUGGGGAGAGGAGCAGGCCUUCUACGUCCUCGACAACACGGCGCAGAACUACAUGUUCGGUCGUCAACCUCUCGCCUCUGCGCCCGCUUGGCAACAGCACGGAUGCUAUUCCAUGCCUGCGACGCUUUACUACCAGAUGCCCCUGUUAAAGGCGCGUGAGGGAUGUCGUGACGACACUGUCUCUUGGGAUCACCGCGACCCCAGUCAUCCCAUCAGGAACAUUCUCAAGCACAUGUACCAUCUGAGAGAGGUAUACCCCGUUCUCACCGAUGGCAUGUGGCUGGAGCAGCUGUCGAACAACACGGAGGAUCUGUACUACCCCGGUAACUCCGGAAUGGCCACCACCACCGGUCUUUUCAGCGUCAUGCGCUACCAGCUCGGUGUCCAGAAUCUCGGCGAGGACCUCGUUCCGGUUUGGUUCUUGUACCACAACCGCAACGUUACCCACACCUACACCGUUGACUGCAGCAAGAAGGAGGAAGCCAUCAUCUCUCCCUUUGAGUCCGGGACCACCGUGAAGAACCUCUUCUUCCCUCACCAGGAGACGGUGCUUGUGAACUCGACCGUGGAGCUCCCGUACGCCAACAACAAGGGCUUCAACGGUUGCUUCAAGAACAUCACCUUGGCCCCCUUCGAAUUCCGUGCCUACGUCCCCAAGGCCGACUUCAAGAACCCUCCCGUCGCCAUCACCAAGUUCGUCCCCGGCCACGACUCCCGCAUCGAGUCCGCCGAACCCUCCAACACCGUCCCCAUUGAGUUCCAGACCUCCGUCAAGAUGGACUGUGACACGUUCAAGGACGCCGUCAGCUUCAAGUCUCACACCGACGACAACAGCGUCCCCUCCAUCGACGAGAGCUCCAUCAAGUGCGAGGACAUUUCCGAGACCAUCUCCAACUGGACGGCUGCCAUGGCCUCCUCUUUCUCCUGGAAGGCCAAUCUGGUUAACGUCAAGCACGGCGUGCACCAGAUCAUUGUCACGAACGCGACGGUGUUUGGCAGCAACUCGACGCUCGGGGCCACCGACAAGUUCCUCUUCCGCAUCGGUGCUCAGGACAACGGCAUCGUGUUCCCCCACACAGCCAACUACUCCACGAGUCUCCUGAGCAAGGACGACAACGGCAACCUCAAGAUCAAGCACACCUCUGCUGGAGCCAGCAUGUUCCGCUACUCGACCAACUUCGAGUCCUCUUGGAGCGACUGGGCCCCCUACGAGACCGAGACCAAGGUCGUCAAGCAACAGUGGAACGGCACCAAGGAGCAGGAAUGGAAGGGCGAGCACGUCGUCGUCCAGUACUACAGCAAGCUCCUCGGAUCCAGCGCGUACAAAGUGCACGCUGACCUCGACUACGACACCCCGCGCCGAAUCCCCCACAUGUUCGCCGUUGGCAAGUUCAACCAGUUCGGCUACGACAGCGGCUUGACCAAGGCUCUGAAGCACGAGAGCGAGUCGCAGUGGUCGUGGCACUACAUGGAUGACUGGCCCAACUACUUCCAGUUCAGCAUCUGGGGCAUGAACCCCGACAAGUUGCCCGAUCAGUCGUUUGUCUACGGUGACGUCGACGGCGAUAACGUCGUCGAGCGUCUGCCUCCCUCGUCGCUGUUCGAGAACGCCGUCAACAUCACGUCCGCUCCUCCUACACCAUACCUGGCCUUCCGCGUCGUUUUGAACGAUGCCACCCUGCAGUACCAGCUCAUCCCCCAGGGUAACAUGUGGGUCCAGUUCAUGCUCUGGCUUCUGCUGUUCAUCGUGCCCGUCCUCACCGGCCUCGCCGCCGUGCAGGCCUUCAAGCGCUCCUUCUACAAGGUCAAGUUCAACGAGCACGGUGCCCACGAGACCUCCAAGUUCGGCAUGAUGGUUCAGAAGACCCGCAACGUCUUCAUGGGCGCCGCUGGCGCCAUCCCCCUCAAGAUGCGCAGCUCGACCGACCUCGUCUCCGCCGCCGCCGCCGCAACUGCCAACAACAAGCGCCGCAGAGUCCUUAUCGCGACCAUGGAGUACAACAUUGACGACUGGAACAUCAAGAUCAAGAUUGGUGGUUUGGGUGUCAUGGCCCAGCUGAUGGGAAAGGCACUCAAGCACCAGGACCUCGUCUGGGUUGUGCCCUGCAUCAUGGACCAAGAGUACGAGAUCAGGGUUCAGUACCACAUUGUGGACAACAUCACCUACGUUUUGCUCGACGCGCCCGUCUUCAGGAAGCAGACCAAGUCUGAGCCCUACCCCCCGCGUAUGGACGACUUGGAGAGUGCCAUUUACUACUCUGCAUGGAACCAAUGUAUCGCCGAGACUUGCAACCGUUUCCCCAUCGACCUGUACCACAUCAACGAUUACCACGGUGCCAUCGCGCCGCUGUAUCUGCUCCCCAAGACUAUUCCGGUUGCUCUGUCUCUCCACAACGCCGAGUUCCAGGGUCUCUGGCCCAUGCGUACGCCCGAGGAGAGCAAGGAAGUCUGCAAGGCAUACAACCUGGACAUUGAUAUCGUCAAGAAGUACGUCCAGUACGGCUCAGUCUUUAACCUGCUCCACGCUGGCGCCAGUUACCUCCGUGUCCACCAGAACGGAUUCGGUGCCGUCGGUGUCUCCCGCAAGUAUGGUGAUCGUUCGUUCGCUCGUUACCCCAUUUUCUGGGGUCUGUCCAAGGUCGGCCAGCUGCCGAACCCCGAUCCUACUGAUACCGCCGACUGGGACAAGAACGACUUCAUGAACCAGCCCAAGAUCGAGGUCGACCCCGCCUACGAGGCCGCCCGUGGUGACCUGAGAAGGCAGGCCCAGGAGUGGGCCGGUCUCAACGUUGAUCCCGAUGCCGAGCUGUUCGUCUUCGUCGGACGUUGGUCUCUGCAGAAGGGCGUGGAUCUUAUUGCUGAUAUCUUCCCUUGGGUCCUGGACAACUACCCCAAGGCCCAGCUGAUCACCAUCGGACCCAUGAUUGAUCUCUACGGACGCUUCGCCGCUCUCAAGCUCGCCAAGCUCAUGGAACUCUACCCCGGCCGCGUGUUCUCCAAGCCCGAGUUCACUGCUCUCCCGCCUUACAUCUUCAGCGGUGCCGAGUUUGCCUUGAUUCCCUCCAGAGACGAGCCUUUCGGUUUGGUCGCUGUCGAGUUCGGUAGAAAGGGAGCUUUGGGUGUCGGUGCUCGCGUCGGUGGUCUCGGUCAAAUGCCCGGAUGGUGGUACACGGUUGAAUCGACCAAGGCUGCCCAUCUUACCAAGCAGUUCAAGCACGCCAUCAAGGACGCUCUCGAGACGGACACCAAGACCAGAGCCAUGAUGCGCGCCUGGUCCGCCAAGCAGCGUUUCCCCGUUGCCGAAUGGCUCGAAAAGCUCGAGAAGCUCCAGGGUGGUGUCAUCAAGGCACACGCGAAAUACGGUAAGAAGGGCGUCAAGAAGGGCAAUGUCCUCGUCAAGCACAGCCGCGCCAGCUCCAUUGCCGACCCUCUCCGCAACGACGUUGAGCUCGUUGACCGCUCUCCCGCGUGGAUGCGCCAGGUGUCCGACUACGACGACGACGCAACCACCCUCCACACCGGUCGCAACACUUCCGGCAUGCAGACUCCCAUGAUGUACAACAGCACCCCUGGCUCGCCCUCCAUGUCCCCUUCACCUGCCUAUGUCGACUCGCCUUACAGCUCCCGCGCGGCCUCGCCGGGACCGUUUGGUCGUGACGUCCAGCAUGGCCGCAAUAUCUCUGGAAACGAGUUCAGCCACGGCCGCAAUUUCUCCGGACACGAAGGUCAUGGCCGCAACUUCUCGCUCCCGGGACCUCAUGGGCAGCAACAGCAUGGCGAUCAGACGCACAGCCGCAACGUUUCUGGUUUCUCCAUGGCCGAUACCCUGCCGCUUCCGCCUCCGGUCACUGGCCUGGGCAUGCAGCAGGACAACUCGUCGCGUGCUUCCAUGCUUAGUGUGGAGGACGUUGUCGGCGACAGACACGACUACAAGCUGCAGCAGGUUGACCCCUUCUUCACUGACUCCAAGGGCGAGUUCUACCAGCACUUUGAGGAGAGACUCAAGAGCCUCAACGCCGGCAACUCCAUCUCCGAUCUUUGCAUUGAGGACUACCUCAUCAAGAGUGAAAAGGAGUGGUUCGACAUGUACCUUGACGCCAGGCUGGGUCGCUCCGCCUCUCCCUCGUCGCCGAGAGGCGCCUCUAGAUCGCGUCCUUCCUCACCCAACGGUUCGAGACUGAGCUUGGGCAUGUUCAAGAACAGGUCGUCUUCUAAGCUGAGCUUGCCUCUCGAGCGCGGCCGCGGCAGACGCUCCGGUCUGAACAACAGCAUGGCCGCCUCUGAUAACAACGCCAACGGCUACAACGACCAGUCGCCCCCCGACUCCCCAGGCUCCUACAACGCGCAGUUCGAUCUCCCCGAAGAUUACAUCCCUCCCACCGGUGUGAAGAAGUACCUCCAGUACCGUCUCGGUGACUGGCCCGUCUACGCGAUGCUUCUGGCACUGAACCAGGUCAUCGCCACCAACUCGUACCAGGUAACCCUUCUCACCGGUGAAGUCGGCCAGACCGCUUCCAAGCUCUACAUCAUCGCCACCAUCUACCUCUGCUCGUCCGUCGUGUGGUACAUCAUGUCGCGUACCAUGCCUCUCCUCUACCCGCUCUCCAUCCCCUACAUCGUCUACGGCAUGGCCUUCCUGAUCCUCGGCUUCUCUCCUUUUGCCUCCGACGACAACACCCAGGUCUGGCUCCAGAACGCCGCCACGGGUCUCUACGCAUUCGCAUCCUCUUCCGGAUCGUUGGCCUUCGCCUUCAACUUUGGUACCGACGGUGGCUCUACCGUUCCCAAGUGGAUCCAGCGUCUCGCCAUCAUCCAGGGCCUCACCCAGCUCUACACCCUCGGCCUUUGGGCGUGGGGUAGCUUGGUCUCCGAUGCCCAGUCCAACAGCUUGCCCAAGCCCACCCUCGCCGGCUCGCCCUACCUUCUCGCUAUCUGCGCGCCUGUUGCCCUCCUUCUCUGGGGCGUCGGUACCGUCCUUUACCUCGGCCUCCCCGACUUCUACCGCGAAAUGCCCGGUCCCAUUCCCCAGCUCUGGCUGACGCUCCUCAAGCGUAAGACCAUCGCCUGGUACCUCAUGGCCGUCUGCAUCCAGAACUACUUCCUCAGCACGCUCUUUGGACGAAACUGGUUCUUCCUCUUCUCGUCCCAGCACGUGCCCGUCUGGAGCAUGGUCGUCCUGGCCCUAUUCUUCUUCAUCAUCGUCUGGGCUCUGGUCCUCUGGGGCCUGGCCAAGGCCAGCGAGAGCCACCCGUGGCUGUUCCCCAUGUUCGCCGUCGGUCUCGGUGCCCCGCGCUGGGCCCAGAUCUGGUGGGGUACCUCGCGGAUCGGUGUCUACAUGCCGUGGGCCGGAAGCGUCGUCGCCGGCGCCGUGCUCAGCCGUAUCCUCUGGCUGUGGCUCGGCGUUCUCGACGGUCUCCAGGGUGCGGGCAUCGGCAUGAUUCUCAUGCUGACGCUGACUCGUGUCCACGUGGCCGCCGCCUGCGUCGGGGCUCAGGUCCUGGGUUCCAUUUUCACCAUGCUCGCACGCGCCACGGCGCCCAACAACGUCGGUCCCUCGACCGUCUUCCCUGACAUCAGUGAAGGCCUCAAUGUGGCCUUUGCCAACGCCUGGUUCUGGGUUGUUUUGUUACUCAACCUGUUCAUUUGCAUCGGUUACUUCAAGUUCUUUAGAAAGGAGCAGGUUAGCAAGCCUUAA